Anopheles arabiensis is the source of this 448-nucleotide messenger RNA. RefSeq lists its product as uncharacterized. The transcript has 2 exons. NCBI's taxonomy places the organism in Eukaryota, Metazoa, Arthropoda, Insecta, Diptera, Culicidae. The coding region runs from base 23 to 418 and encodes 131 amino acids. The record is from RefSeq and is a predicted model, not a curated record.
GGAAUUGGAACGGAGGCGCAGGAUGAUAGUAAAAGUGGCGAAACCGGUGCACGAGGUUAGUCGUCGAAAGCUGCUAUUGCAAGCAGGCGGCCGUGCAAGUCAGGUGCAGAGUGGAGGGAUCGGCGGUUUGGCUUCUUGCUACUGUUGCAUCGCGUUCUGUGUUUUUCCGUUGCACCACGUUCGGUGCGAAACUUGCCGAAACACGCUAACACAGCCCAGCAUUCAGUGGAGGCAGGCGAACAGGUACAGCCAUGCACAAAGCAGAAAAUCGAUUCCCAGAGUGUCCGGAUUCGCGACGGAUUUCGGCAGCUCGCCAGCCGGCAGUUGGGCCAGACGACGAACAGGAAAUGAACAGGUGAUAAAUAUGCUCGCUAAUGUGUCUUCUUGCUGUUCCCGAAUGCAUCCUCCAGUUUUCUGAUGUCAAGUUUUGGGCAUUGUUUUAGGCGUG